Arachis ipaensis is the source of this 1508-nucleotide messenger RNA. RefSeq names its product rubisco accumulation factor 1.2, chloroplastic. The record is from RefSeq and is a predicted model, not a curated record. Gene Ontology annotation, cellular component: chloroplast. Lineage: Eukaryota; Viridiplantae; Streptophyta; Magnoliopsida; Fabales; Fabaceae.
CUGCUCAUGAAAGUUAGAAUAUAUUAGGAUAAGUGAGCAGAUAAGGUAGAAGGAAAGGAAAGAAGGAUGAUGGCACUGUCAGUGAGCAGCGUGGUGAAGAGUCUCUACUUCUCUGGCAAUCACAGCCGCAACCACGGCCCCAAUCGCAACCACUCCUUCAAACACAACAAACAACAUUCAUUUUCAGUUUCGGCCUCUCUAAACCCAUCGCCGUAUAUUCCCAGAUCCAAACCCCCACAGCAGCAACAACUCUACCAGCCCUUUCGACCACCGCCUUCACCGCUCCCCUCGCAGUUUGCCACCCUCGACACCGCCGGCCGCAUAGAAGUUCUCGCCAACCGACUCGGCACAUGGCAUGAGUACGCUCCCCUUAUCUCCUCCCUCAUCCAAGAUGGCUUCACCCCUCCCUCUAUUGAAGAGCUCACCGGCAUAUCCGGCGUCGAGCAGAAUCGCCUCGUCGUCGCUGCUCAAGUCCGGGAGUCACUCCAACAGUCAAAUACUGACCCUGACGUCCUCUCCGCCUUCGAUACCAGCGGCGCUGAGAUUCUCUACGAGAUUCGCCUCCUGAGUGCUUCCCAGCGCUCUGCCGCCGCCCGUUACAUAGUGGAUAAUAAGUUCGAUGGAAAGGGAGCUCAGAAUUUGGCGCGCGCUAUGAAAGAUUUCCCUGGCAGGAGAGGGGAGAAGGGUUGGGAGAGCUUCGAUUACACUCUCCCCGGAGAUUGUCUCUCUUUCAUGUAUUACCGGCAAAGCAGGGAGCACAAGAACCCUUCUGAUCAGAGAACUUCUGCGUUGGAACAGGCGCUGAAGGUUGCCGUCACAGAGAAGGCGAAGAACACGGUUCUGGAGGAGUUGAAGGGGGAAGGAGACACGGAUGAAGAGAAGGGGAACGAGGUCGGAAGAGGUGUUCUUGUGCCGGUGGUGAGGUUGAAGUACGGUGAGGUGGCGGAGGCUACCUCGGUUAUUGUGUUGCCGGUAUGCAAGGCGGAAAAGGGAGAAAAGGAGGUUAUGGAGGCACCGUUUGAGUGCAGGAGCGAGGGUGAGUUCAGGAUCGUGAGGGCAGAGAAAGCGUGGGGGAGCUGGGUGGUUUUGCCCCGGUGGGAACCGGUGGCUACGAUGGGGAGAGGAGGAGUUGUGGUUUCAUUUGUGGAUGCGAGGAUUUUGCCAUGGAAGGUGAAUAGGUAUUACAAGGAGGAGCCUAUUUUGGUGGUGGCUGAUAGAGAGAAUACGGAGGUAGUUGCGGAUGAUGGGUUCUAUUUGGCUAAGGUUGAUGGUCAUGAUGGUUUAAUGGUUCAGAGGGGUUCAGCAUUGAAGGAGAAUGGCGUCAAGGAAAGUUUGGGAAUGGUUGUAUUGGUUGUUAGACCUCCCAAGGAUGACACUGAUGAUCAACUCAGUGAUGAAGACUGGAACUAAUCCAUUCAUCAUCCGUCUUAAAUUUCAGAUUUUGUUGUUGUAAUUUUAAUCUAUUUGUAUACACCUUUUAGAUGGAUUUAGUUGUAUUCUUUGUUUUC